CGUGCAACGACGAGGAAAAGUACCGCUAGUUUGCUCCACACCACGACGUCAGCAGCAUUCUUGCUCCACCUCCCGUCCGAGAAGGAGGCGUACGACACGCGAGGACAAGUUUCGCCCAACCUCGACGCGAUCCGACGCGAACCCCGAACCGGCUUCCGAGGAAGUAACCCCGCGACCGCGCAACCUUUGUAGAUCGACCCAGUAGAGAAAUACAGAUAAGUUAAGUAUUGUUUAGAAGAGUUGCCCUGCUUUCGCCUAAGUUUGGUCCGAUCGCAAAUCCGAUUUCCGCCUCCGAAAAGUGGUUCCUCCGUUGUCCACCAAGGGUGACCGCACCCGAGAGUCCGCCGUCGCCAAAAUUACAGUCCACACGCUCCGUAGUUCGGUCCCGACCGAACAUAUGGUCCUACCGACCCGGAUUGGACUUUCGUGUGCGCGCCGCCCCGGGGACAUCCGGAAGGAAAGUUCCGACAAAGUGCGCAAAAGAACUGUUCCGGAAGUGAGAUUUUUGAGCGGUGCCGAACCGAAGUAGCGCGAAUCUUUUGCUGCGAGCCGUGAAAGAUUUGACAGAACAGUGCGAAAAAGAAGAAGAAGAUUCCUGCUGAAGCAGAAAAGUGCGAAAAAAAGUGAAACAAACCCGUCGUCUGUGAAGGCAAACAUCCCUCUCGCGGAAACCACAUUCCGCUGCCAACGCUGUAGGCGAGCUGCAGCGUUCCGCAUCGAUUCUGUUGCCCUUUGAUUCCCCAUUUCACCAUGUGGAAGGCAAUGUUUACGAUGAAGCUGGAGGAUGCGUUCCAACAGCGAGUACAUGCCAUGCAAAAGAUCGCGAAUCUCCGGGAUGUCGUCCUCGAUCUGCAGAAUCCGACGCUAGCGCAGCUGACAAAGCUGCGUAAAACCCUUUGGGCAUUGUACGACGAGUACGGCCGAGCACACAGCUGCAUCGUCGGCAAUGUUCCGGAUGACGACCUCGCCCAGCAAGAAGUGGAAUACGACGCCUUCGACCAACUCUUCGAUGCAGUCAGCGUGCCAUUGGAGGAGAAGUUCAUUGCGCUGACGAACGCCAACCCGAAAACGAGUGUAAUGGACUACGUUGCACACCAGCAGAAGCUCUGGACGAUGUCAACGCCGACGAUCUACGAGAGCAACUACUGGGACACCCCGAUGAUGGCCUGUGAGUCCACCCAUCCGGAGCUCUCAGGACAAACCGCCAACUCGAACCUACGAUCCAGGCCCGAAAACCUGGACACGGAAGUGAUUUUGCGAAAUCACUCUCCGUCGACGAGCUACACGAGCUCACCACCCGAAACCCGGUCCAGGUCCCAAACCCUGGAAGCGGAUACGGCUUUGCGAAGUCGUAUGCCGCCAAAGAUCGAUCCAAUCCGCCCAUCCAAGCCCACAUCCGCGAGCGAUGUCUUGGACACCGAAGUGGUCAUGCGUGACCAGCUUCAACCGGCAACCGAUGCCAAUCCGACGGACCUCCCAGUGUCCGCAAUCUCCAGCGAAGAAACCGAAACCAGUGUCAAAUGCGUGCCUCUCGAACCGGCACAAGGAAACCCCAACGAAUCCGGAACCGGCCGUGUCCUCCCGGACGACGGUACCCACAUGACUGGUGCGCCAACUCCCGACAGUGUCCUGAACCACGAAGCAAGUCUGAUCGCAACAGACAACGGCAUCGAACCACAAGUCGAAACCGACGAGAGAUGGGAACUCGCAAUGCCGACGGUGACAACGCUCCUCAACACUGACCGCUGCUCAGAGGACAGCGGAUCCCGACCCGAAGCCGAGAUGAUGUCAACAGUGCUGCCAAGCUUUCCCGAACCCAACCUGUUCAACUCCAAACGUUCGCUCACGGACGGUGACGCACGAACGAAAGAACGCGAGCCGCUACCAGCGGUGAACCUCCGGAACGAAAAGGUGAAUUCUCUCCGUGUCGAGCACGGCAGCUCCCUGACGACCAUCCAACGGGACGCUGUAACCCUCCAGACCAGAGCAGAGCUAAAUCCGCCGCUGCCAACCGCUGCGAAAGCGCCCGAUAAACGAAGCCUAGCGAUAGCCUGUCCCAACCCGCCGCUCAACGACACCCACAGAACCCGGAAGAAGCACGCUGUCAACAAACCCGCAAACCCCAGCUCACGAAAGACGGACGGCGUUUCUCCAAAGUUCCCGGACCCGUUACACCCAGUGCUUUGCCGAGGCGCACCACACGAACAACGACCCACCAGCUCGACUUCUGGUGAUCUGCGAGACACAGGAGCUCCGGAACCCAAUCGCGUGAACGUGACACACCAACACCACGAAGAGAAACCUCCACAGAAACGAAAGUCCGAGACCGAGCAACUGACGAAGACGUGCGUGCGGUCUGAACGCAAAGGUGGUUCCAAGCACGCCCUCAAACGGCUUCAGCAUCGAGCAGCACCGAAGAAGAGCACCCCAACAAGCGAAGCGCUCAACCAUCGACCACUCCUGAACGAACCACUCGGCCUGCCGCAGAGAUGGCUCACUAUCGCCGCAGUUUUCUGGACCUGCCUGAAGCUUAACCGAACAAACGGCAGUCCCUGCUGCUCACGCUGCUGCUCCAAGCUAACAUCCAACUUGAAAGCCACCAUCGUCGAGUCCAGAACGAAGCCCAAAACCAAACGAAGCAGAUCACUUUGGACAACUUCAAGCACCACCGCUGCCGCACUUGUGAGUAUGCUCCCAAUUUUGCUUGCUUUUUGCCACACCAUACACGCCAAGUACCAUGAGAACGACUUCGUCGGUCGUGAAACCAGUUUCCCGAAGAACGGCCGUGGGCCGUGCGAACAGAUCGUCGCUCCGAAAGUCCGUCAAGGUCAACCGACGCGGUGUGAGCAGCCAAAAGGUUCGCCUACUACGAUUGCUUGAAGGCUGGCAGCGGAGCAAGAUUCCGAGCAACCCGCCGUACAGUUACUCCACAGUGCGGAUGUCCCGAAGCUGCAAUCGGCGCUACGAUGACGAUUCCAACUACACACGAGGAUGCCACCCUCGCAAACCGAUUAUCCAAGACGUCGGUGGACGAAGCCUGAUGAACGAUUCCGAACCAGCCCAUCGAAAGUGCUCCGUUGGCGAACGCACGCUGGAGAACAAAAAGCGGCCAACCGCUCAACACGAUGACCACACCAAGCUGUUCCACCGAGACUAUCGCCACUGGAUCAAACAAGCCUGCACGGUUGGUGGCGAGUUACCGCAGUGCGUCCUGCCCGAUAAUGGUUCCACACGCAUCACUCCAUCGACCACAAUGAACUCCCAGACCUGCCAAUGCGACUACAGCAGAUUGCCUGGGACCACCGAAGGUCCGCCCGAAGCAGCUGGAAAUGCUCAAACCAUGCCUUCACGAUGGAGACCGCCCACGAAGAACUUCGAUCCGCUACUUCUUCCCGUUGCUACGCAUCUGAUCAACAACUCAACACUCCGUUUCGACAUCAUCAACGCCAACCUGAUCAGCAAAAAUGUUGAAUCGAUGCUUCAACGGGGGGAGUAUGUUCCGUCCGGAAAGAGUUUAGCGUGCACUCGAGCGUUCCUGAAGGGAGCGCUAACCAAAACAAACCACACACACAAAGUGGAGGGAAAACGGCGCGUGCAACGACGAGGAAAAGUACCGCUAGUUUGCUCCACACCACGACGUCAGCAGCAUUCUUGCUCCACCUCCCGUCCGAGAAGGAGGCGUACGACACGCGAGGACAAGUUUCGCCCAACCUCGACGCGAUCCGACGCGAACCCCGAACCGGCUUCCGAGGAAGUAACCCCGCGACCGCGCAACCUUUGUAGAUCGACCCAGUAGAGAAAUACAGAUAAGUUAAGUAUUGUUUAGAAGAGUUGCCCUGCUUUCGCCUAAGUUUGGUCCGAUCGCAAAUCCGAUUUCCGCCUCCGAAAAUUGGUUCCUCCGUUGUCCACCAAGGGUGACCGCACCUGAGAGUCCGCCGUCGCCAAAAUUACAGUCCACACGCUCCGUAGUUCGGUCCCGACCGAACAGUGACAUUCUUGUGAUGUCGGGUAUGACUGUAUUGGUAUAUUUGAAAAUGCAUACAGCCUAGCCACCAGAGGUUCACGUAGAUUUGGCAUGAACAUCCAUAUGGAAAAUAACCACAUAUAUUUUCAUGCAACAUUGUGGUGAACAUUAUUUUGAGUGUACAACAAUGUUUGAAGAGGUUGCAUGAAAUUCCUGUCUGCAAAUUUCAAACCGGGCGAGCAGUCUGAGGACGAUCAGUCGGCUGCUGAUUCUCUUGAAGUGAACAUCGUUUAAUUUUUUGUCGGUUCAGCUGGUUAUUUUCUGACAUUCCUCGUCGCGCUGUUUCAGCCAUAUUAACAGUUCGAUGACCCUAAGGCCAAUUGAAACAUAAAUCCGGAGGUGCGCAAGGCCCAGCAAAACCAGGCCAUCAAACGUCGCAAAAUGGAGACAAGUAAGCUGAGAAAGGCGCUGGCAGGAACCAACAGAAAAUUAAGGCUGCUAAAGUGCUUCAGCAUACCGGCCCGCACACCGUUAGCGAAAAUCCGGAUACGUGAAUCAAAUUCAACAAAAAUAGGAGAAAUCCACCCAACUUAAACCCUUCACCCGGAAAGCAGCUAAAUUGGUAGUGAAUUGUGAUUAAUAGUGUUUUAUGAACUGUGAUUAAUAUUGUCCCGCCCGUGUGGAUCAAUCGGACCGCGCACUGGACUCCAAUCCAGAGGUCGCCGGUUCGAAUCCCGCGGCGGGCGCUCUAAAAUUCUUUGUGUAAAUAUGGGUAUUCGGCGCCGUCGCUCCGUGCCAUACUUUCAUACACUUAGGAGCCCAGGGCGGCGAAGUCCUUGUAGAUAAAAAAGAAGACACUAGUGGUUGGUACUAGCAAUGGUGGCCGACAGCUAUAAAGUCAACUUCGUUUUUUCGAUUAAUAUUGUGGUUUAAAGAUCGAAAAAUCAAAUCUUUUGACAAUAAAAAGUUCAAAGACUUGUGUAUUAUAAUUUUUUUAUCUGAAAAAGAAUAAUAAAAAUAAAGAAAUAACCCACUAAAAUGCCAUUUAAGGUUCAGGUGAGUUUGACAUUCAGGUCAUGUGAAUAUUGCAUGGAAAGCCAUGCUUAUUUCACGAGAAAUUCAUGCAAACCUUGCAUGAUGCGGUAGUGAAUAACCAUCGAGGGUCUGUGCACUGAGAUUCAGUUCCCACAUGACGUUCAUGUCACUGUUGCAUGAAAUGCCAAAUGGAAAAAAAUCACGUAUAUUUUCAUGCAACAUUGUGGUGAAAACUAUUUUGAGUGUAAACACAGCUGACUGUAAGCCACGCUUUAAAAUUUUUCAGGCAUAAAUUUCACGUAGCGUUUAAUUGCGUGAGUGCAGGCUAUGUGAGAAUCAAUUUGGGAUGACGUGAAUUCACUGUGAUAGUUGCAUGACUCCUGUAAAACGUUGUUCUGAACCAAAAAUGGACUGCCACUGGAAUUUUCAUGCAACUCUGUGGUGAAAGGUUUUUUGAGUGUAAUAUCCUAUCAGCACAAGCGAUCAUACGCUUCAACGAUCUAGUGAUGUUUCCCUUAUCAACAGCAUGCAUGAAUGCGCUGAAAAGAUAAAACAUCAAGAUCAUCAAAACUAGAGCUGCUGUAGAUAGGUAACAGUCAUUGGCCACCAACGGCGCCCGCCAUGUCAGUUUGUAGAUCUCGGGGGGAUUGGGACGGGAAUGUUAGUUAGCACAGGCUGCUACCAAGGGUGGGUUCUAUACGAUAUCCAAACCCCGGCGUGUGCCGGAAACCAUACUGGAACGAUUUAGUGCCUUCGACUAAGUGCAAGUAUUAUACUUGAUUUAACAUAUUUUCACAAUGGAAUGAUUUAGUGCCAUCGACUAAGUGCAAGUAUUGGGCUGAAAAUGAUAUUUUCUUAAAAUUCAAACUUGAUUCAACAUAUUUUCACACUGGAACGAUUUAGUGCCUUCGACUAGGUGCAAGUUUCGGGCUGAAAAUUAUAUUUUCUUGAAAUUCAAACUUGAUUCAACAUAUUUUCUUACUGGAAUAAUUAAGUGUCGACAAAG
Messenger RNA from Culex pipiens pallens (northern house mosquito), 6005 nucleotides. RefSeq lists its product as uncharacterized. The coding region runs from base 751 to 2880 and encodes 709 amino acids. NCBI's taxonomy places the organism in Eukaryota, Metazoa, Arthropoda, Insecta, Diptera, Culicidae. The record is from RefSeq and is a predicted model, not a curated record. The transcript is spliced from 2 exons.